AUGUCGGACACCCGGAAAGGCGACAGGGAUCUGGAGAUCUUUUUCCCUCGGCCCUUCUUUCUCUCGCCGGAUUUCUGCCGGUCGCUGCCGUCCCAGCGAGUCUGUUCCAUGGCGGCGGCGAAAGGGUCGAAGUCCCUUGACCGAUUUUUCGGGGACAGGGCCUCCCGGAUGAAUUUCCCCGGCGAGCGGGGGGACCGCGGCGGCGGCGGCUGGGCGCGGCGGGGGCUUGAGCGGCCUAAUCCUGCCGCCGUCGAAGAGCUCGUCGGCGGGGAGGGGCUCCCGGAGCAGGUGGCCGCUAAAGUCGAAGGCGAAUUCUCCGGCGGCGUCGAGAGCGUCUUCGGCGUCGCCGUAGGUGGAGGAGGCGGCGGAGGAGGGGGCGGUGGAUUUGGGGACGCCGGGCUUCUCCUCCCAGCCGAAGGGGACGGCCGAGGCGGCGGCGGCGGAGGCGGCGGUGGAGCGGCGGUAGAAGGAGGGGCUGGAGGGAGCGCUGAUGAAGGGGGAGGUGGAGGAGCUGUCGAAGUUGAAGAAGUCGGACGCCGGAGAUGGGAUGAUGACUUCCACCUCCAUUUUCAGUGUUCAGCUUCGUACAGCUGCAAAUUAACGUGA
Molecule: messenger RNA, 606 nt
Organism: Striga asiatica
Lineage: Eukaryota; Viridiplantae; Streptophyta; Magnoliopsida; Lamiales; Orobanchaceae
Source: the annotation of a GenBank genome assembly